This is a messenger RNA of Cotesia glomerata, 3852 nucleotides long. RefSeq lists its product as uncharacterized. Gene Ontology annotation, molecular function: DNA helicase activity. NCBI's taxonomy places the organism in Eukaryota, Metazoa, Arthropoda, Insecta, Hymenoptera, Braconidae. Gene Ontology annotation, biological process: DNA repair; telomere maintenance. The transcript has a single exon. Bases 1 to 3852 code for a protein of 1283 amino acids. The record is from RefSeq and is a predicted model, not a curated record.
AUGACGUCUUUCGGAGGAAAGCAGGUACGUGAAAGUAAUUUUAUGCCAACAUUUAAAAUUCAAGGACAGGUCUACCACAGAAUAGGGAGUUUAAUGGCUAGCUCUGAUCAACAGUCUUCUUUUCUUCAAAUAUAUUUUGUUGGUGAUGAUGAUAGUGAACGAGAUAUUCGUUGUGGCAUUUAUCCUGGAAUUAAUUCAAAUCUAACUCAUCAAUUGCAGAUGAUGCUUCAUGAUCACAAUAAGUAUAUUCUUGAUUUUAAAGUUGCAAUAGAUUCAGUUCCAAAAGGUCAAAAGGAGUUCAAAGUCGUGAUUAAUGCUGAUCGAAAACCUUCUGGUGAACAUAAAGGUCGCUUUAAUGCUCCUCAAGCUAGGGAAGUAGCUGUCCUUAUCGUUGGGCAGGAUUUUGAAAAACGAGAUAUCGUUCUCCAAAGCAGAAGCAAUCAAGUCGUGCGAAUCAGCGAGACACACCGUGCUUAUGAUGCUUUGCAAUACCCAUUGAUGUUUUGUUAUGGAGAAGGUGGAUAUCACAUUAAUAUUCCGAAGCGUGAUGAGAAGACUAAGACUCCUCUCAAUAAAACCGUGUCAGCUUCAGAAUUUUACAGCUUCAGGAUUAUGGAACGCGAUGGUGAAGAAGGAUGCUUAUUAUUAUUUCGUAAUCUUUUAAAUCAAUUUUUAGUAGACAUGUAUGCCAAAAUUGAGACUGAACGACUUAACUGGAUCCGUAAUAACCAAAAAAAGCUGAGAAGUGAGGAAUAUGUUCAUUUAAAGGAUGCUUUGACGAAAAAUGAUGGACAAUCAUCAACUAUGGGAAAAAUGGUUGUGUUACCUUCUUCUUUUACUGGUGGACCCCAUUAUAUGCAUGAGCGAACUCAGGAUGCAAUGACAUAUGUUCGACAUUAUGGACGGCCAGAUUUGUUUAUUACUUUCACCUGCAAUCCCAAGUGGCCAGAAAUAACAGAGCUUUUGCGUCAAGGUCAAAAAUCACAUGAUCGACAUGACAUUGUAGCGAGAGUUUUUAAUGUAAAAGUAAAACAUAUGAUGAAGCUUCUUACAGUGGGUAGUAUUUUUAGUAAAACAAAAUGUCACAUGUACACUAUCGAAUGGCAGAAACGUGGACUUCCUCAUGUUCACAUUCUACUGUGGUUGGAAGAAAAAAUAAGAUCUGAGUCUGUUGACCAAAUUAUAAGCGCUGAAUUACCUGAUCCUAACCUAGAUCCAGAUCUUUUUGAAAUCAUAAAAUCAACCAUGAUUCAUGGUCCAUGUGGUUCUUUCGACUCAAAGUCACCCUGUAUGGUUGAAGGAAAGUGUACUAAAAGAUAUCCUAAGGCAUUUUUAAAAGAAACUGUCACUGGAGACGAUGGCUAUCCUCAGUAUCGCAGACAAUCUCCAGCAGAUGGUGGAAUGAAAAUAACCCUUAACGGAGUUGAAGUUGACAAUAGAUGGGUAGUCCCGUACAAUCCCGUUCUGUCCCGUACUUUUAAAGCUCAUAUUAAUGUGGAAUAUUGUAAUUCUGUUAAGUCUAUUAAAUACAUUUGUAACUACCUUAAUAAAGGAUCUGACCAAGCAGCGUUUACCGUUGAGGAUUUUGAUGAGGUGAAAAAGUACCAAGCAGGACGUUACAUUAGUAGUUCUGAAGCGGUUUGGCGCAUACUUUGUUUUUCUAUUCAUGACAGAUUUCCUUCUGUCAUGCAUCUUGCUGUACAUCUUGAAAACGGUCAACGAGUUUACUUCACAGAAGGAAAUGUAAUUGAUAAAGUUGUUAAUCCACCAAAGACAACUCUAAUGGCUUUUUUUGAACUUUGCAACUGUGAUAAUUUUGCAAAAACUCUUUUAUACUUUGAAGUUCCGGCUUACUAUGUAUGGAAGAACAACCACUUUGAAAGGCGGAAAAAAGGUAAGGAUGUUCCAGGUUAUUUAGGAGUUAAGAAAGAUCAUGUUUUAGGUAGAGUGUAUACCGUUCAUCCCGGUAAUGCCGAGUGUUAUUAUCUGCGUCUUCUAUUACAUCAGAUUCGAGGUCCAGUAUCAUUUUCUGCUUUAAAAACUGUUGAUGGAGUAAUUCAGCCAACAUUUCAAGCAGCAUGUAGAGCACUAGGUCUUCUCGAAGAUGAUGCUAAUUGGGAUCACACUCUAGAAGAAGCUUGCAUCUCUGAUUCUCCGUUCAAAAUCCGUGAGCUGUUUGCCAUCAUGUUAGUUUUUUGUCAUGUUGGCGACCCACAGAAAUUAUGGGAGAAAUACCGAGACAAUUUUUCUGAAGAUAUUAGGAGAGAGAUAGAACGAGAAGAUGGAAAUGUCGAGCUGAUGCUUGACAUUAUUUACAACAAAUGCCUCAAUUUGAUUGAAGAUAUUGUUAUAUCAAUGUCGGGAAAGACACUUCUUCAGUUCGGUCUCCCCUCCUCAUCACGAGAGGAAAGAUUUAUUUUCACCAAUCGUCAAUAUCUGAAUGAAUUGGCUUAUGACACUACCUAUUUGAAUAAAUUUGUAGCUGAAAAUGUUCCUAAGUUAAACUUAGAACAGAAAAAAGUUUACAGUAAAAUUUUGAAUUCGAUUAUUUCUAAUUCUGAGCAAUUAUAUUUUCUUGAUGCUCCAGGUGGUACUGGAAAAACUUUUUUAAUCAAUUUGUUGCUCUCGAAAAUUAGAAGUGAGAACAAAAUUGCUAUAGCUGUUGCUUCCUCAGGAAUUGCUGCGACUUUGAUUGAUGGAGGCAAAACAGCUCACUCUGCAUUUAAAUUACCUCUAAAUUUGUGUCAUUCUGAGUCCCCACUUUGUAACAUCUCUAAACAAAGUGAUAUAGCUCAUGUACUAAGAGAAACAAAAAUAAUUAUCUGGGAUGAGUGCACAAUGGCUCACAAAAAAGCUAUUGAAGCUCUGAACAGAACGCUCCAAGACAUCAGAGGUUGCAACCAACUUAUGGGAGGAGUAGUUGUUCUCUUGGCUGGUGACUUCAGACAAACAUUGCCUGUUGUACCACGAGGAACACGCGCUGAUGAAAUUCAAGCCUGUAUCAAGUCAUCCUUUUUAUGGCCUUCGGUAAAAGUUCUAUCUUUGACUAUCAAUAUGCGUGUUCAUCUUCAACCACAUCCACAAGCUGAGGAGUUUUCGAAAGUACUCAUUGACAUAGGUGACGGUAAGAUCCCAGAAGAAGACGGAAAAAUAAAUGUUUCUUGCAUUCGUUGUGAUAUUGUCCCAGAUUUAAUCACCUUGACUGAAAAAAUAUACCCGAAUAUUGACAAGGCUGGAGAAAAUUGCAGUUCAUGGUUAAAAGAGAGAGCUAUUCUCACUCCAACUAAUGAACAAGCUAAUUCUAUUAAUAACUUUUUACUGGAGCAACUGCCAACUGAGCAAGUAAGAUAUGAGUCGGUAGACACAGUAAUGGAGGACGAAGACGUUGUUCACUACCCUGUAGAGUUCUUACAUACUCUUAAUCCACCAGGAAUACCUCCUCAUGUUCUUCAUCUCAAGAUUGGCACCCCAAUAAUGUUGCUCAGAAAUUUAAACCCUCCAAAAUUAUGUAAUGGAACUAGGCUCCAAGUCAAGAUCUUACACAAAAAUGUUAUUGAGGCCACAAUUAUCACCGGAAAAUAUCAAGGAGAAACUGUAUUCAUUCCAAGAAUUCCGUUAAUUCCAUCAGACUAUCACUUUGAAUUCAAACGUCUGCAAUUUCCUGUUAAAGUUUGUUAUGCUAUGACAAUUAAUAAAGCACAAGGGCAGAGUUUGAAGAUGGCUGGAAUUGAUUUAAGAAAUGAUUGUUUCUCUCAUGGUCAACUUUACGUGGCAUGCUCAAGAGUAAGUUCACCUGACAACUUAGUCAUUCUUCAGCCAAUUGGAAAAACCAAAAACGUCGUGUAUAAAUAA